UCGUAGCUACGAAAUGUGGCUCGUGCGCUUGCCGGCGAAGAUGUGAUAGAAUUCUACGAGUAAACGACCGUCCGAACGAAUGUUGCGAUCGUACAAGUGAUCUACGAUGAAUCUAACUACGGGGAAUUCUUACGGGAAUGGUUUACUUUACGCUGGUUUCAAUCAGGAUCAAGGAUGUUUCGCUUGUGGCAUGGAGAACGGCUUCAGAGUAUAUAACUGUGACCCUCUGAAGGAAAAAGCACGUCAUUUUAGUGAUGGUGGCCUCGGUUAUGUAGAAAUGCUAUUUAGGUGUAACUAUUUAGCAUUAGUUGGCAGUGGAGUGAAACCCAUGUACCCAACGAAUAAGAUUAUGAUAUGGGACGACCUUAAAAAAUCGCCAGCAAUCACUUUAGAAUUCAACGCGCCUGUGAAAGGUGUAAAACUGAGGAGGGAUAGGAUAGUCGUAAUUUUAGAAGGAGUUAUAAAAGUCUACACGUUCACGCAGAAUCCGCAACAACUACACGUAUUUGAAACCAACCCGAAUCCCAGGGGCCUGUGCGUGUUAUGUCCAAGUAGUAGUAAUUCCUUGCUUGCCUUUCCUGGUAGGAAGAAUGGACACGUUCAAGUGAUAGAUUUAGCUAAUACAGAGAAGCAGCCACUGAAUAUCGAAGCACAUGAAACACCCUUGUCGUGUAUAGCUUUAAAUUUACAAGGCACCAGAUUAGCUACUGCUUCAGAAAAAGGAACACUGAUAAGAGUAUUCGAAACACAGACUGGUAAUAUGAUUAAUGAAUUGAGGAGAGGAGCUAAUCAUGCAAACAUUUACUGCAUUAAUUUUAAUCACGAUUCAACUUGGCUAUGCGUAGCCAGCGAUCAUGGUACUGUGCACGUUUUCGCCGUGGAAGAUCAAAAAUUAAAUCGCCAAUCUAGUUUAGCGUCCGCCACUUUCCUGCCAAAAUACUUUAGUUCGAACUGGAGCUUCUGUAAAUUCGAAGUUCCAGGAGGACCGCAGUGCAUAUGCGCGUUUGGAACUAACAAUAGUAUUAUAGUAAUAUGCGCAGACGGUAGUUAUUAUAAAUUUGUGUUCAAUAACAAAGGCGAAUGCACGAGAGACUUUUAUGCACAGUUCCUCGAAUUAACGGACGACAAAAUGUGAUCGGAAAGCGGAGGAGGUAAACUCCUUAAUCUCCUUCUGUGUCCCGAUGAAAUCUGUAUGUUCUGUGAAUUUUCGUUGUAAAUAUUGGUUGCUAAGCGGAUGAAUGAGAAUACAUACAUACAUAUUUUUUAACACGAUUAUUUUCAGUCUUUACUCGGUAUCAGUUCACACGAUAUAGUUUAUAUCGAAAGCGAGCACCGCGUUUGUUAAUUAAAUCGAGAUACCGUUUUAUAUGUGGUAGAGGACCAAACGAAAAGUACUAUUAUUUGUUGGUGUUAUAUGCACUGCGCGCGAAGUAUCGAUGAUUGAGAAAAAAAUUUUAAAAGUACGAUAGAAUGUAUUGUUAUCGGAUUGUUACGUGGGCCUAUCUCGAAUAGAUGUUUAUUAAUAAGUUCUUAAAUGUUACGGGCGAAGAAUCGAGCUCGCUGUCAUUUUAUAUUCGCGUAUAAAUCAAUUUUGUUACAUCCGAAUUAAAUCAUUUUUGGUAACGAUAUUUGCCGAUCCGAUCAUGUACUUUUUUAUAUUUAUUUUAUAAAAUAUUCUGUUUAAUAUAAAUAAAUUAUGUCCCGAACAUUUCCCUCAUUUCGUACCGUGAGUGCUGACGUGAAACUGGGAUAGAGACAAAUAAAUAAAUGGGACGUAUAUAACGUAACCGAGUUUUGUAAUCUUUAUUUUUAUGGUUUCGUACAUUUAACAUACAUAUACACAAGAAAUAUAUAACUACGUUCAAUCGUUAUUAUUGAGAUAUUACCAGAAAAUAUCAAGGUCGUAGUGUUAAAAAGUGGUUGGGAUUGGAUAUGAAAUAAAAAUGAUUACGAGACGAAGCUAUAUGUACUUGUUUAUAAUAAAAUAUCGAUGAUGAAUCA
Molecule: messenger RNA, 2001 nt
Organism: Ceratina calcarata
Lineage: Eukaryota; Metazoa; Arthropoda; Insecta; Hymenoptera; Apidae
Product: WD repeat domain phosphoinositide-interacting protein 3
Exons: 6
Coding region: 107-1135 (342 amino acids)
Molecular function (GO): protein binding
Source: RefSeq, a predicted model, not a curated record